Messenger RNA from Colossoma macropomum (tambaqui), 2800 nucleotides. It is a transcript of the gene slc11a2, whose product is annotated as solute carrier family 11 member 2. Lineage: Eukaryota; Metazoa; Chordata; Actinopteri; Characiformes; Serrasalmidae. The record is from RefSeq and is a predicted model, not a curated record. The coding region runs from base 264 to 1940 and encodes 558 amino acids. Gene Ontology annotation, cellular component: plasma membrane. The transcript is spliced from 16 exons. Gene Ontology annotation, molecular function: manganese ion transmembrane transporter activity; iron ion transmembrane transporter activity; cadmium ion transmembrane transporter activity. Gene Ontology annotation, biological process: metal ion transport.
UUGGAGGCUUUUUGAAACGUUGCAGGACGUCCAGGAUGGAGUUGCAUCACUUUAAAGUGUCACACACAAUAGAUACUCGGAAAUCAUAAAGCAGUCUGGAUAGUGUUUUAUUCCUUUUAGUGAUCCGGAUAUAGUCCUGUUUACUGGCGAUUAUUUUAGAGCUUUAAGCAGGAACUUUAUAGACUUUGUUCUGGAUGUCUGUCCGGUUUGUCUGAACAGUCGUACGCGUCACAUCAGCCUUUCAGAGCAGCGAUCGUCUUCAAAUGGAAAAAUUUCAAAUAGCCGAGAGUCCCCCUCAGCAGAAUGGAGUCACCCAGACCAGCCCCGCCCACUACAGCUCCAUUACCCCCUCAGCUCCUGAAGAGGAACCCAUUUCCACCUACUUUGAGGAGAAGAUCCCGGUCCCUGAAGAUGUCACACAGGUGUUCAGCUUUCGUAAGCUGUGGGCAUUCACAGGGCCUGGCUUUCUCAUGAGCAUUGCUUAUUUGGACCCGGGGAACAUAGAAUCUGAUCUUCAGUCAGGAGCAAAAGCUGGAUUUAAACUCUUAUGGGUACUUCUGGGGGCCACCAUUAUUGGACUUUUGCUGCAGCGACUGGCUGCACGACUGGGUGUUGUCACUGGGAUGCACUUGGCAGAGGUCUGCAACAGACAGUACCCAACUGUGCCUCGUAUCAUCCUGUGGCUGAUGGUGGAACUGGCCAUCAUUGGCUCGGACAUGCAGGAGGUCAUCGGCUGUGCCAUUGCCUUCAAUCUGCUAUCUGUUGGCCGGAUUCCACUGUGGGCUGGAGUCCUCAUUACCAUCAUUGACACAUUCGUAUUCCUCUUUUUGGACAAGUACGGUUUGCGGAAGCUGGAAGCCUUCUUUGGGUUCCUGAUCACCAUCAUGGCCCUCAGCUUUGGAUAUGAGUAUGUACGAGUGGCUCCGGAUCAGGGUGAGGUUCUGAAGGGCAUGUUUGUUCCGUACUGUGAAGGCUGCGGUCCUGUGCAGUUAGAACAGGCUGUUGGGAUAGUUGGAGCGGUCAUCAUGCCUCACAACAUCUACCUGCACUCGGCUCUGGUUAAGUCACGGCAGGUUGAUCGAGCCAACAAGAAGGAGGUGAAAGAGGCCAACAAGUACUACUUCAUCGAGUCCAGCAUCGCCCUCUUCGUCUCCUUCCUCAUCAAUGUCUUUGUGGUGGCCGUCUUUGCUGAAGCUUUUUAUGACAAGACAAAUAUGGAAGUGAAUCAGCAGUGUAAUGAAACUGGAAGUCCUCACACGGAUCUCUUCCCGCUCAACAAUGAAACUCUUCAAGUUGACAUCUACAAAGGGGGUGUAGUGCUGGGCUGUUUCUUUGGUCCAGCAGCUCUUUAUAUUUGGGCAGUUGGGAUUCUUGCUGCUGGACAGAGCUCUACCAUGACCGGGACAUAUUCUGGACAAUUUGUCAUGGAGGGCUUCCUUAACCUGCGUUGGUCUCGCUUUGCGCGGGUGUUAUUGACUCGCUCCAUUGCCAUCUUUCCCACUCUGCUGGUAGCGAUCUUCCAGGAUGUGCAGCAUCUGACUGGCAUGAACGAUUUCCUCAAUGUGCUGCAAAGCAUGCAGCUUCCGUUUGCUCUAAUCCCGAUUCUGACGUUCACCAGCCUCACGUCGAUAAUGAACGACUUCGCUAAUGGACUGGUGUGGAAGAUUGGUGGGGGAGUAACUAUCCUACUAGUCUGCGCAAUAAACAUGUACUUUGUGGUGGUCUAUGUGACGGCCCUCAACAGUGUACUGCUGUAUGUCCUCUCAGCUCUGCUGUCCAUUGCUUACCUGUGCUUCGUUGGAUACCUGGUGUGGCAUUGUCUGAUCGCCCUGGGUGUCUCCUGUCUGGAUGUAGGUGGCAGGAUUCAGGUGGGGCAGGCUCGCCACAUCGAUAUUUACCUGCUGAAUAACAUGGACGGUGACUGUCUAGAGGAGAAUUAACAGAAUGUAAGGAACAUUUUGUUUUUGUUGGUGUUUUAUGUACACGUCCCAGUACAUGAGGAAACUGGACUGGACCGACUACUGGAACUCACCCUGAGCUGCUGUGUCCGCUCUAAAGUGACCUUGCAGGUGAAACUGCAGAUUGCAGCUGUUACGGUAUUCCUGUUUGGGAAUGACAUGAUAAUGAUGUCAUCUGUUUAAGUGAAGAUAAUUUAAGAGUUUUUAUUGAUUCACUCAUCGUAUGAACUCGAUUCAGUUCCCUCACUAAGAAUUGACUAGUUCUAUUAGUCUGAGACCUAGAGUCAUUAUAGCGACUGUUACCAGCAUCUGCUUUUAUUAAUACUAUUAGUAGUAAUAAUAAUAGAACAAACCACCAUCAUAACACUGAAAUACUGAUAUUUAACAGUUUAAAUUUGGUUUUCAUGAAAACUGGCAUUUUUUUAACCUCCAGUGUCAACCAAGGACCAACCCAAAACUGCCUCUGUUCUCAUCUGAAGUGAUGAACUUUUGUCUUGCUUCCAAAAGAGGAGUAGGUUUCAUGUCUAUUUUAAGAGCACUUGUUUAAAAUCAACCUCUAAAAUGUUGCGCAGAAGUCGUCUUUUGAAAUGACCAGUUGAUCCCAAUCGCACUUCCACGUUUGGUGAUUUUACUGUAUAUACACACAGUACUGUGCAAAAGUCAGGGACCCUUCACGGGUUUCAUUUCCAGUCAAAACAGCCUUUAAGUUCAAGUUAGACAUCGCUCAGGAGAUGUUUGUGAGGAGAUUAGAUAUUAGAUAAUUAACUUAAUGGAGGAGAAAGUCAAAAAGAAAUUGAGUUUCCAAAACUGAAGGAUUAAAAUCUACAGAGAAAAUGAGACUC